UUACAUAGGUGUUAAAACUUAGAACACGCAGAGGUUAACUCACAAAUAUUCAGAGAGAGAGAUGGGAUCCAUCCCUCCAGAUAAUGUAAAUGCAGCUGCAAGACAAAUGGAAGAUGGAAACACCCCUAAGGAGCUUGAUGCUGGAGCUUUAUUUGUGCUCAAGUCUAGAGGUUCAUGGUUGCACUGUGGAUAUCACUUGACAACUUCAAUUGUAGCACCAGCACUUCUAAGUCUUCCCUUUGCACUAUCAUUGAUGGGCUGGUUUGCUGGCGUUUUGUGCCUAAUUGUGGCUGCAUUGGUUACCUUCUAUUCCUAUAACCUUCUCUCACUGGUUUUAGAGCACCAUGCACAGCUUGGUCAGCGCCAACUUAGGUUCAGAGACAUGGCUAGAGAUAUAUUAGGACAAGGAUGGGGCAGAUUUUUUGUAGGUCCAAUUCAAUUUGGUUUAUGCUAUGGUGCAGUCAUUGCAUGUAUUCUUCUUGGAGGGCAGAGCCUCAAGGCUAUUUAUCUACUCUCUAGUCCAAAGGGAACCAUGCAGCUCUAUCAAUUUGUUAGUAUAUUUGGUGUAUUACUGCUAGUCUUGGCACAAAUUCCAUCUUUCCACUCCCUAAGGCAUAUCAACCUUGUUUCUCUAGUCCUUUGUCUUGCUUAUAGCGCUUGUGCCACAUCAGGUUCCAUAUACGUUGGUUAUUCCAAGAAUGCACCUACUAAAGACUACUCCAUCAAUGGAAGUGCACAAAAUCGCGUCUUUGGAUCCUUUAAUGCUAUUUCAAUUAUUGCCACCACAUUUGGGAAUGGAAUUAUUCCUGAAAUACAGGCAACUAUUGCACCUCCAGUCAAGGGGAAAAUGUUCAAAGGACUAUGUGUGUGUUAUGCUGUUGUAGUAUCUACAUUUUUCAGUGUGGCGAUUUCUGGGUAUUGGGCAUUUGGCAAUCAGGCCAGGGGAACAGUUCUAGCCAAUUUUAUGGUUGAUGAGAAGUCUCUUUUGCCUACUUGGGUUCUCUUAAUGACCAAUGUUUUCACCCUCUUGCAAGUAGUAGCUGUUACUCUGGCGUACUUACAACCAACAAAUGAAGUGCUUGAGCGGAAUUUUGCAGAUGCAAAGAUUGAUCAGUUUGCAUUUCGUAAUGUCGUACCAAGGUUGGUUUUUCGGUCACUAUCAGUUGUUAUAGCCACAACUAUAGCUGCCAUGUUUCCCUUCUUUGGAGAUAUCAAUGCAGUGAUUGGAGCAUUUGGAUGCAUACCUCUUGACUUUGUUUUGCCCAUGGUCUUCUACAACGUGACUUUCAAGCCCUCCAAGCAUGGCCUAAUGUUUUGGGCUAACACAUUGAUUGCCACAAUCUUUUCAGCAUUGGGUGUGUUGGGAGCAAUAUCCUCAAUUCGUCAGAUAGGUCUUGAUGCCAAAACGUACCACUUGUUUGCAAAUUUGUAGUUAGAACAACUGCUAUGGUAACUAGACAAUGACUCCUUUCACUGUUACUUUUGUCAAGGAAUUCAAAAGUGAGGCAAAUCUAUAUAUUACUAAAAACUGAAGCGUAACAUUUAAUUUGCUACGCUUAGGUUGAGCCACAUUAAUAGCCAUGUCAUUACAAUUUUCUUUC
Quercus robur (English oak) is the source of this 1601-nucleotide messenger RNA. Its product is annotated as GABA transporter 1-like. The coding region runs from base 62 to 1432 and encodes 456 amino acids. The transcript has 7 exons. The record is from RefSeq and is a predicted model, not a curated record. Lineage: Eukaryota; Viridiplantae; Streptophyta; Magnoliopsida; Fagales; Fagaceae. Gene Ontology annotation, cellular component: plasma membrane.